CUUUCAAAUGUUUAAAUGUGUCAUCUUCAAACAUCUAAUCCUGGAAAGGUUACCAAAGUCAUGACCAACACUAAUUGUCCAGUAUUACCUGACACUUUAGUGAUUGAUAACAUCUCUGAUGUCAUAUCCAGCCUGCGAGAUGAGGGAGUCGGUGAAAUAAUCGGAGGAGGAAUUCCACACUUAGAUGGAUGUCCUUCCUAUGAAGAAUUCUUCUUGCGCUUUCUGCUACCGAAUAAGCCAUGUGUUUUAAGUUCAGAAGCAACAGCCAAGUGGCAGAGUCGCAGAGAAUGGGUGUGCAAAGAUGGCAAGCCAGAUUUUGAAUUUCUACGACAACAUUUUGGAGAUGCAGUUGUUCCAGUUGCAGACUGUGGUAAACAGGAGUAUUGUGCUCAUCCGAAACAGGAGAUGUUACUCGGAGAAUUCCUCCAGUAUUUGUGUUCUGAUCAUGCAGGGAGUGAGGAAUGUCUCUACCUGAAAGACUGGCACUUCACAAGAUCAUUUCCAGAUUAUACCGCCUAUGAGACUCCGGUGUAUUUCCGAUCAGACUGGCUUAAUGAAUUCUGGGAUACCCAGCUUGAUAAACCGGAUGACUACAAGUUUGUCUACAUGGGGCCAAAAGAUUCCUGGAGAUGCAGAGAUGUUACUCGGAGAAUUCCUCCAGUAUUUGUGUUUGAUCAUGCAGGGAGUGAGGAAUGUCUCUACCUGAAAGACUGGCACUUCACAAGAUCAUUUCCAGAUUAUACCGCCUAUGAGACUCCGGUGUAUUUCCGAUCAGACUGGCUUAAUGAAUUCUGGGAUACCCAGCUUGAUAAACCGGAUGACUACAAGUUUGUCUACAUGGGGCCAAAAGAUUCCUGGACUCCGCUCCAUGCAGAUGUAAUGAGAUCUUUCAGCUGGUCAGCAAAUGUGUGUGGUCGAAAGAAGUGGAUUUUAUUCCCACCUGGUGAGGAAGAGGCCCUGAAGGACAGGUUUGGUCAGCUUGUUUUUGAUGUCACGUCCUCCGAUCUCGAAAAUACAUCCACCUACCCAAACUAUGGAAAACUUCAACACCAGUUCGAGGUCAUACAGGAAGCAGGGGAGGUAAUCUUUGUGCCCAGUGGAUGGCACCACCAAGUGGUGAACUUGGAGGAUACCAUCUCUAUCAACCACAAUUGGUUCAAUGGCUGUAACAUUGACAUCUGUUGGAAAUUCAUGAAACAGAGCUUGGCAGAUGUGAAGAAAGAGAUCUCAGAUUGUCGGUCCAUGGAUGGAUGGCAUCAGCAGUGUCAGCUCAUUCUUAAAGCAAGUGCUGGGAUUGAUGUCAUUGAGUUUUAUGGUUUGUUGCUGUCAAUUGCCCUGCAUAGACUGAAGUCUAUUGGUUGUCUAGAUAACAGUAUUAUGGUACACCAACUUUCAUUGGAUGUCAGGCAUUCAUGUGACUCUGAUACUGCUAACUCAACCCCCGAUCCAUCUUCAGUUAAUAGAAACAAGAUUGGUAAAUCUUCAAGUGAUAAACAUGGUGAUUCGAUUGCCAAUAGUUCUGCAGUAUUUUCUAUUGACAAAACUGUGUUUGAUCAUGCCAACAUAAAUAAAACAAGCAAAUCUAAUCAAGAAAACCAAUGUGAAAAAGACUUUAGUGCUGAAUGUGCAGAAGAUUAUUCUUCAUUAGAUGGGAAAAGAUUUGGUGAUUCUAAGACAGAAUGUUUGUCAAAUCGGAUAGAUGGACAUUCUCUAACAAAUACCAACUUCCAUACAGUAUUUCGAGACAAAACACAUUCAGGGGAUUGUUGCCUUGAUUUGCUUGACGGAUUAUCUCAAGAAGAUGUAAAAUCUGGAUUAUUUCAGGAACCAGAUGUAAAAGUUGGAUUAUCGAAGAAAGCAGACAUUAAAGCUGGAUUAUCUCAGAAAUCAGACGUAAAAGAUGGAUUAUCACAAGAAACAGAUGUAAAAGCUGGAUUAUCUCAGAAAGCAGACAUAAAAGCUGGAUUAUCUCCAGAAGCAGACAUAAAGUAUGGAUUAUCCUGCGAAUCGGACGUUAAUGCUGGAUUAUCUGAAGAAACUGCUAUGAAAGCUCAAUUAUUGUCAAAAGCAAAUGGUCGUCGUGGCAGAUUGCAGAACAUGCACUGGAGGUUCUGUGAGAAACGACAUGCUCUGUUUGACCUGAGCAGGGUCAAGGACAUUGUUCUCGAGGUGACACAGGAUGAGGACUGGAUACAGCUGGACACCAGCUGUCUGUCCGUUUCUCCUCGAACACUUUUAAAUGAAAUAUUGCUCAUCACAAAAUGCAGCAAAUAAAAAAAAUUAAGUUUUG
This is a messenger RNA of Gigantopelta aegis, 2290 nucleotides long. RefSeq lists its product as uncharacterized. The transcript is spliced from 11 exons. Lineage: Eukaryota; Metazoa; Mollusca; Gastropoda; Neomphalida; Peltospiridae. Gene Ontology annotation, biological process: positive regulation of translational termination; protein hydroxylation; negative regulation of gene expression. The record is from RefSeq and is a predicted model, not a curated record. Gene Ontology annotation, molecular function: histone H4R3 demethylase activity; sequence-specific DNA binding. Gene Ontology annotation, cellular component: nucleus; cytoplasm. Bases 16 to 2274 code for a protein of 752 amino acids.